Molecule: messenger RNA, 492 nt
Organism: Triticum dicoccoides
Lineage: Eukaryota; Viridiplantae; Streptophyta; Magnoliopsida; Poales; Poaceae
Exons: 4
Coding region: 1-492 (163 amino acids)
Source: RefSeq, a predicted model, not a curated record
AUGGAUGCUUUCAAAAAUAUGAUUAGUGGUAUAGCUGAGAGAGUGCUGCAGAAGGAGAUGGCAAGGAUUGAUGCCGAGACUGACUCAAAGUUGAUGACCCUCGGCAAGGAACUGGAAUCUUCUGAGAUGCGUAGCAAAAGUCUGCGUUCUCAAAUGGACGCAGUCAUAGCUGAGGGCAACCGCAGGCGCAUGCAUAUGCUCACAGGUGAGCUCAUUCAGGCUCUGUACGAUGGCUUGCGGGAUGCAUUCCAGCCGGCUGGUGCCGGACAACCAUGGUUCUAUGGUCUGGAGCAGAAGAUGUUUGAUUUGUCUGUUGAGAAGGCUCUAUUAGGGAUAGAGCGUACAUUUGAAGUUGAGGAUCCUAACUUGUACAACUACAACUACCAUGGAACGCGUUACUCUGGGGCGCGGGCAAUGCGUGACAACAAGGGGAAAGGUGAGCAUAACUACAAAUUGUUUGUAAAUUUACUUCUUCAAGUAGCUUCAAAUUGA